CUUCCUCUGGUUAGCCCUUUUCCAUUCAACUUCCUAUAUAAGGCAAAGCUGAACAAAACCCUUUUUCUUAUGAGUCCAUCCCAAGGAAAAAGAACACAAGUAAGAAGCAGCAUCCAAGUUGGUGGAGUUGUACCAUAGUUUAUCUCUGAACUACUGAGGGAAACAGACUAAGAUCGUGUCAGGUAAAACAUUUGUUUUUCUGAAGGCAGACUUAUGUAUUAUCACAACCAGCACCAAGCGAAAAACACCAUCUCUACACCAAGAAUGCCUAUGCCUUCUGAAAGACACCCAUUCCUUCGAGGAGGGAACAGCCCAGGAGAUUCUGGUCUCAUCCUCUCAACUGAUGCAAAGCCAAGACUAAAAUGGACGCCGGAUCUUCACGAGAGAUUUGUCGAAGCAGUCAAUCAGCUCGGUGGAGCAGAUAAGGCUACUCCUAAGGCAAUCAUGAAAGUCAUGGGCAUUCCAGGCCUUACCUUGUAUCACCUCAAGAGUCAUCUUCAGAAAUACAGGCUGAGCAAAAAUCUUAACGGACAAGCUAAUAGUGUUUCAAACAAGAUGGGUCUAAUGGCCAUGGCGGAAGAAAUGAGCCCUGAUACAAGUGAAAUUCACACCGAGAGUUUAAGCAUUGGGCCACAGACAAACAAGAACUUACCCAUAAGUGAAGCGCUGCAAAUACAAAUAGAGGUCCAGAGAAGGCUCCAUGAGCAACUCGAGGUACAGCGACAUUUGCAGCUCAGGAUAGAGGCUCAAGGAAAAUACCUGCAGGCGGUUCUGGAGAAAGCCCAAGAGACAUUAGGAAAGCAGAAUUUAGGUACAGCUGGGAUUGAAGCUGCCAAAGUUCAACUCUCUGAACUGGCAUCUAAAGUAUCGGCUGAAUACUCAAACGCUAAUUUCGUAGAACCAAAGGAACUGCAGAGUCUACACCCUCAACAGAUGCAAAUGACCUACCCUCCCGAUUUCUCCUUAGACAGUAGCUUGGCCUCCCGAGAAGGAACCCAAAGAAGCCCGAAAAUGCUUGAGAACAGAUUGGGACUAAGACCAUAUCUCAGUGAUUCAACAACAGAGCAAAAGGAGAUUGCCGAAGAACCAUUGUUCCAGCGGAUGGAGCUCACCUGGCGAGAAGGCCUCAGAGAGAACAAAACGUAUAUUUCCCCAAUGGCUGAUGACAGAGAAACAAGACUAUCUUCUUCAGAGAGAUGUCCCGGCAAUUUGUCCAUAGGAGUAGGAUUGCACGGACACAGAGGACACGGCAAUGCUGAUUAUGCAGAGGAAAGAAUCAAGAAGGAUGAGGAAAGAAUCCAAAAGGGCUUGGACUCAACAACAGAGCUAGAUCUUAACACACACGAUGGAAACUAUGGCACAGCUCGUCCAAAGCAGUUCGACUUGAAUGGUUUCAGCUGGAACUGAGAAGGUUCGCCGAAGCCAAGAGAGUUUGAAUGAGCUACAACCAUUUUUGAGUUCAUCCCCGAAGCGGAGAAGCUGUUGGCCCGGGGAAUUCAUAUAACUUGAAUCAGUCAAGUCAAUCUAUAAACCACAAAAACAAAGACAACUUGAGAGCACAAUGUAUCGAGCUAUUCAUUUGUAUAAUCUCAUAUAAACAGACAAUUUCCUCUGACUACAAUGCAAGAUAUCCCUAUUCUUGAGGGAAUAAAGGCUAAUGAAUCCUCAAGAAUUAUAUAUAAUACACAUGCUUCUUAUGA
Messenger RNA from Tarenaya hassleriana, 1700 nucleotides. Its product is annotated as myb-related protein 2-like. Lineage: Eukaryota; Viridiplantae; Streptophyta; Magnoliopsida; Brassicales; Cleomaceae. The transcript is spliced from 6 exons. Gene Ontology annotation, molecular function: DNA binding; DNA-binding transcription factor activity. Bases 214 to 1407 code for a protein of 397 amino acids. The record is from RefSeq and is a predicted model, not a curated record.